CGUAAGAAUUAGGAGUCGCUGAUAAUUCAAUAUGAAGGACAACUUCAGUUUUGCCGCCACCAGCAAAAACAUCACCAGCAGCCUUCCUUUUGAUAGUCUCAACAUAUCUGGCACCAAUGAGUCUGCCUCUAACUGCUCGCACAAACCGUCAGAUAAGCAUUUGGAAGCAAUUCCUGUUCUCUACUACCUUAUUUUUGUCAUUGGGUUUGCUGUUAAUAUUGUUGUAGUCUCACUGUUUUGUUGUCAAAAGGGCCCUAAAAAGGUUUCCAGCAUUUACAUCUUCAAUCUGGCUGUGGCUGACUUACUCCUUUUGGCUACCCUUCCUCUCUGGGCAUCCUAUUACUCUUACAGAUAUGACUGGCUCUUUGGACCUGUAAUGUGCAAAGUGUUCGGUUCUUUUCUGACCCUGAACAUGUUUGCCAGCAUUUUUUUCAUUACCUGCAUGAGUGUUGACAGGUACCAAUCGGUUAUCUACCCUUUUCUGUCUCAAAGAAGGAAUCCCUGGCAAGCAUCUUACGUAGUCCCCCUUGUGUGGUGUAUGGCCUGUCUGUCUUCAUUGCCAACAUUUUAUUUCCGAGAUGUCAGAACCAUUGAAUACUUAGGCGUGAAUGCUUGCGUUAUGGCUUUCCCACCUGAGAAAUAUGCCCAGUGGUCUGCAGGGAUUGCCUUAAUGAAAAAUAUUCUUGGUUUUAUUAUUCCUUUAAUAUUCAUAGCAACGUGCUACUUUGGAAUCAGAAAACACCUGCUGAAGACUAAUAGCUAUGGGAAGAACAGAAUAACCCGUGACCAAGUCUUGAAGAUGGCAGCUGCUGUUGUGUUGGCGUUCAUCAUUUGCUGGCUUCCCUUCCAUGUUCUGACCUUCCUGGAUGCUCUGGCCUGGAUGGGUAUCAUUAAUAGCUGUGGAGUUAUAGCAGUCAUUGACCUGGCACUUCCUUUUGCCAUCCUCCUGGGAUUCACCAACAGCUGUGUUAAUCCCUUUCUGUAUUGUUUUGUUGGAAACCGCUUCCAACAGAAGCUGCGCAGUGUGUUCAGGGUUCCCAUUACUUGGCUCCAGGGCAAGAGAGAGACUAUGUCUUGCCGUAAAAGCAGUUCUCUUAGAGAAAUGGACACUUUUGUGUCUUAAAUCGGUUAAUGGGAUGCAUGUAAUUAGCUUAGCUACUCGUUUGGAGGCCCACACAAAUCAUCUUUAAGUGGCAUCAAUUUCUUUGCCUUAUCUAAUCUUUACUUACUCCCCCACAACAGGAGAUCAAGUAUAACUGUAAAUUUUUAUACUCCACCAACUUUCAGUAAUUGUGCCUUAUUUUUCUGGUCCUUUGGCACAAGAUUAUCAUGGGUGAGCUAUAUCUAUAAUCUAGAAGUAAUUGGGGGAGCUACCUCAACUAUAAUCAAUAACAAAAUAUGAGUGGUGAUUUGGAGUUUCAGAUUCCUCCCUGGAAAAUGCUGGCAUUUCUUAGUGGAGUUUUAUGUCCAUUUUCAUCAGAUUUUUUUCUUUCUCCUUGAACAAGGGCCAAUUUUAACUUCUUACAUUGUUCACCAUACAAUAUAGCAUGAGAGGUAAGCACUAAGUUUAGCAUGAUAUACUUUUCUAUAUAUUCCUUAGGUUGGUAGUGGUUUAUUCAGUCUCUCGUUGUAUGGUUUCCCCUUUUUAAAAAACUGUAAGUUGUGUUUCUUUUCCAUUUCACUUGAGUAUAGCUACAUACUGAGUAGGUCUAAGAACGUAGAUUAAAUUACAUGUAUGUGGUUUAGCUUAUUCUUGCAGUUUUAGAAAGUACACCACUUAGUAAAACAACUGCAAUGAAAAAAUACUUAUUACUUACUAAACUGAAUAUAUCCUUUGAAAACUUUUAAUCCAUUUUGACUAUUGUUUAAGGCGUCCUAUUCUCUUCUGAUGGUUUUUGAAUUCAACAAAACACUGUGUAUUGUUACACUAUGUAAAGGUCACUUUUUACAUUUUUAACCUUUUGAAUUGUGGUGCUUUGAUAUAUUCAAUGGUGACUUGAGUUUAAUUAUUCAUGCUUUUGUUCUGGGCUGUGUCCCAAAAUAUCUCUUUGACCCUGAAAAUGAGAGGAUUCUUUAAUUCUUUAACUUUAUAAUAAAUUGAAACCUGGCAUGGGAAAAGGUUAUGUCAGAAUGGAAUUUUGAUGCCUUCUUGGGGACAAAGAGACCCAGCACAUGGUAAGUUU
This is a messenger RNA of Peromyscus eremicus (cactus mouse), 2183 nucleotides long. It is a transcript of the gene Agtr2, whose product is annotated as angiotensin II receptor type 2. Gene Ontology annotation, biological process: inflammatory response; regulation of apoptotic process; G protein-coupled receptor signaling pathway. Lineage: Eukaryota; Metazoa; Chordata; Mammalia; Rodentia; Cricetidae. Bases 32 to 1123 code for a protein of 363 amino acids. The transcript has a single exon. Gene Ontology annotation, molecular function: angiotensin type II receptor activity. The record is from RefSeq and is a predicted model, not a curated record. Gene Ontology annotation, cellular component: membrane.